AAGAGCUCACUGAUUGUCUUCAUGAUGACCAUCACCUCUCUGCUCCUGCUGAUCUCUCUGCUGCCAAACCUAACCUUCACCGUUCAUGUGAAGGGGGGUAUAGUGAACGGCACAGAAGUAAAACCCCACUCCAGACCUUUCAUGGUUUCUCUUCAGAAGAACUGGAGACAUGCCUGUGGUGGAUUCCUCAUUUCUGAUAGAUUUGUUAUGACUGCUGCACACUGCUGGAAAAAUGAGAAACUAACGGCCGUGGUUGGUGCACACGACCUAAGACAGGACGACAAAUCUGUCCGCAUUGGUGUGAAGUCCUACCACGUGCAUCCAAAAUUCAACAAGCACACUUUGCAGAACGACAUUAUGAUUUUGAGGCUAAAGAAAGAAGUCAAAGAAAACAAGAAUGUAAUGAAGAUUUCCAUAUCAAAAGAAGAGACAGACAUCAAAGCUGGUUCUGUCUGCAGUGUAGCUGGCUGGGGAAGACUGAGCUUUAACGGGAGAAAGAGUUAUCGUCUCAUGGAAGCAAAUGUGAAGAUCAUGAAUAACACUGAAUGCAAAAAUAAAUGGAAAAACAACUUUUUUGCCUCAAAGAUGAUCUGUGCCCAUGGCCAUGGAGGAAGCUGUAAGAAGGAUGGAGGAGGUCCUUUGGUUUGUGGAUACACUGCAGUCGGUGUCACUUCCUUUGGUGACCCAAAAAUCUGCAAUAAUCCUGAACGACCUGUAGUUUAUAUAAAGAUUUCAAAAUACUAUGAGUGGAUCUGCUCGAUUAUAUCAAAUAUUGUAAGUGGUGCUUAUUAAUGCAGCCUACUUCUAUUAUAAGGAUUCAUGUAACUAAAAUUACUUCUAGGUUCCUGUUUGCUUUGACCUCACAUAUGUGUUAAUGCAUGUAUGUUUUAAAUGUGUUGUAGACUGCGAUGUUAAUAUGCAUACUCAUGAUAUCUUUGCAUUGGAA
Puntigrus tetrazona (Sumatra barb) is the source of this 946-nucleotide messenger RNA. Its product is annotated as granzyme B-like. The transcript is spliced from 5 exons. The coding region runs from base 22 to 792 and encodes 256 amino acids. NCBI's taxonomy places the organism in Eukaryota, Metazoa, Chordata, Actinopteri, Cypriniformes, Cyprinidae. Gene Ontology annotation, molecular function: serine-type endopeptidase activity. Gene Ontology annotation, biological process: proteolysis. The record is from RefSeq and is a predicted model, not a curated record.